Podarcis lilfordi (Lilford's wall lizard) is the source of this 9049-nucleotide messenger RNA. Lineage: Eukaryota; Metazoa; Chordata; Lepidosauria; Squamata; Lacertidae. The record is from the annotation of a GenBank genome assembly.
GCACUCUUUCUAAUCCGCUUGCCUUGCUUGUUUGACGGGACAGAACCUUCCUCUUGCUCAAGCACCAUGGCUCUCUCUGUCCACACUGGCUCUUCCCGGCAGCUCUCCUCGUACAGUGUUGGUGGCGGGGGCGGCGGGGGGUCUGUCAGACUGUCUAGCGGCAUAGGGUUUAGCGGUGGCUCCAAAUUUGCCGGAGGUUACUCAGCAGGUGGUUACGGAGGAGGUGGUUACGGAGGAGGAAGCCUGAGUGGAGGGUAUGGAAUGGGCUUGGGUGCAGGUCUGGGUGGUGGGUACGGAGGGGGCUUGGGUGGCGGUUUCGGGGGCAGCCUUGGCGGCGGCGGCGGUGGCUUUUCGACCGGCUUUGUGAGCAGCAUGGGCGGCAUGGGCGGCGGCUUUGGGGGAGGGGAUGGGGGUCUCCUGAGUGGGGAUGAGAAGCAGACCAUGCAGAAUCUCAACGACCGCCUGGCGAACUACCUGGGCAAAGUCCACGCUCUGGAGGAGGCCAACACAGAGCUUGAGCGCAAGAUCAAGGAAUGGUACGCAAAGUACAGCACUCCGGACACCAGCCGAGACUACAGCAAAUAUUUUAGCAUCAUCGAAGAUCUUCGGAACCAAGUAAGUGAUCGGGGCACUUAUGCAAAGUUUGGUCCACUGAGAACAACUUUCUGUGUUCCAUAAUUAAGUUCGAAUUUAUUGCGCUUUGGAAUACCUAACAGCCAGUUCGUAAAUGUUUCAACAGCCCCUGAGUGUUCAGAAUAUAGGAAAAUAGAAAGCUGCCUUAUAAUGAUUUCAUCCAUUGACCUCAGCAUUGUCUACACUGGCUGGCAGCAGCUUUCCAGGUUUUUAGCCAGAGAACAUUCCCAGCAGCCCUACCUGGAGAUGCAGGGAAUUGAACCUGGGACUGUCUGCAUGCAGAGCAGAUUGCUCUACCCACUGAGCUAUGGCUCCUCCCCAUUCAGUCUCAGAGGGAGCAUAGUCUGCAAUAUUUCUCAUAGUCUGCAAUAUUUCAUUGGUGAAUUUUCCCCCUUAGGCAUCUGAACGUUACAUGUGCUUUACUGGCAAGAUCUUAAUACCCUUCUCGGCAGAGCCUUGAUCUCUGGAUAUGCGUCACUGUCCACACCCCUCCUAUCACGUAAUUAAAUUUGCAAAGAAAUUAAGCGAGUAGUAACCGAUUAUCAUGAAAUUCAUCAGCAUCUUUGUGCGGAUUUUGCCUAAUAUACACUUCCCUACAAAAUGAUUUCCCCUGAUAUAAUGCAUUUCUACGUGAUUUUAACGAAUGUGUGCAUUUUUCAUCAUGCUUUUCCCUACUCUAUGCAUUUUCGUGCACAUCACAUGGCUGGAGAACCGCACUGAAAAAUUCAAUUAAGUGCAAAGUUUGAAGGACGGCUGUGUUUCAGUUUGCAUCCUGCCUUGGAAAGUGCAAAUUUGGUGGAUUUGCCUUUAAAUGUGGACUCAGUCCAGUUUCUUCCCCCAUCCCUAAAAAGGGGGAAAUGGCAGAAUGCAUCAAAUUACACAUGAUGAAUUGAAAGUGGAUAGGAAGACUUCCCCCCUCCACCAUCACCACUUUUAUAAUACCAGGACCUGGAAGCUGAAUGGUGAGGGAUUCAGGAACAGAGAAAGAAUUCCUCUGUACAACACACUGCUAAAGAACAGGAUUUGCUAUCGCAAUAUGUGGCAAGUGUUGCUGACGGGGAUGGUAUUAAAUAGGGGUUGGAGAAAUUCAUGGAGAAUAAGGCUAUCAAUGGUGAAUUUUCAUGAAAGGUCUAUAGUCAUUGCCUGUACUUGCAAAGGCUGUGUGCCUCUGUGUGUUGGUAUCUGGGGUAGGGAGAGUGUUGUUGCUCUCAUGUCCCGCUAUUGGGCUUCCAGAGGCAGCUGGAUAACCACUGUAGGAACAGAAGACUAAACUAGAUGAGUCUUUGGUCUCAUCCCACAGGACUAUUGUUGCAUUCUUCAGGUUACCUUUUGUGACUCCUCUUCCUUCUCCUCCCAAUUUCCUUUCUAAAAAUGGUUUGAAAAGAAAUGUCUGUGCCACUCCACUCUAUGACCUUGGUGUAAAGUGUCCAAGAAGAGGAACUAGGGAUGGUGGUGAUGUUUGGUUGUUUUCCCUAAAAAGUACUGCAGCUAUCUUUCCUGUGUGUUCCUUACAGAUUGUUAGACACACCAUUGAGAAUGCUGGGGUCGUUCUGCAAAUCGACAAUGCUCGGCUGGCUGCUGAUGAUUUCAAACUUAAGUAAGCAUCAAAUUCUGGGCAAGGGAAAGGAAGGAAACAGAAACACCAGCACCUCUGUUGUACACCUUGCUCCUGCCUCAUUCCCAGCUUUUUGAAGGCCAGCAGGAAGCAAGAAACCAUAAAUUGCCACAAUUCUGAAAUCUCAUUCUUACGUUAUCUUUGAAGGUAUGAGAACGAAUUGUUCCUGCACCAGAGUGUGGAGAGCGACAUCAAUGGCCUGAGGAGAGUCCUGGAUGACUUGACCAUGACUAGGUCCGACCUCGAGUUGCAGAUCGAAGGCUUGAAUGAGGAGCUUGCCUACCUCAAGAAGAAUCAUGAAGAGGUAGAUAGAAACAUGCCUCUUAAACUGCUGUGCCGCAUGGUAGCAAGAAGGAGAGAUGCACUUUUAGCCUUGGAUAGGGGUGUAAGAAGGCAUCAUUCCCAAUUCCACCUUGCAUUUGUCGCACACAGCACUGUUUCCUUUCUGCUGCAGUUCAUCUUCCACCCCAAACUACAUUAUUCAUCUCCUGAUCCACCAUGGCGGGAUUAUUAAUGGACAUAAAUUGCAUUGUCAUUGUGUUAUCCCACCAUGUUCAUUUCAAUGCAAAGGAAAAACUAUGCAAAUUGGGCGUAAUCAAUUCCAUAUGAUAGAUGGAUUUCCAACAAGUAAGAGAACAUUGGCCAUUUACACUCCCAGUUCUGUUUUCAUUGGAAUUCUCUGACACCCCAACCCUGGAAGCAAAUAGUUUUAGCCUCACCAAGUCAUAUGGGAGAAACAGGGCUGACAACGCAUAUCUCACUCAACCCAGGCAUGAUGUGUGGGGCAGAUCAGUGGCGAAAGGAAAACAGAGAGACAGAGCAAGAAGCUGUUCAUCUAAAGGGAAGAAGGAUGCCUUCUUAUUUUGAAAUCUUGCUUUUAGAGAAACUGCACUGUAUUAUUAGUGAAGAUGGCAAAAUAACAUUAAAAUAAACAAAUGCAUUGCUUCGAAGUGGUUAGAAAUAUAUGCAGUGCUGACCGGAUUUACCAAAGGGAGUUGGGGAAAGGCUCUCCUAAUAUUUAUAUUUUUAAGACAAGGAAAAUUCCAAAAUCUCAGGUGCAUCUGCCACCUAGCGGUCAAAUGAGCUCACACUGAGACAGAGACAAUUCAGAAUGCAUUAAAAGUGGUCUCAGACUGCUACCAUAUGGGAAAGUUUGUUUGCUUUCAGGGUAUGGCUGCCAUGCGUCCAGGUUUUCCCAGACACAUCUGGGAAUUGGACUGUCAAAAUGGUGUCUGGGUGGAUUUUUGCCAAAUUGGCAAAAUAUCCAGGAAAACCCGAACGUAUGGCAACUAGGGUGAUUUUUUAAGAAAAAUGCUUUAAAAAUCCAAAAAUUUUACAUGUUCCCCCCAAAAGCUCAACUUUUGGGAAUAUGUCAACCCUACUUUCAGAGCCAGCCCUACAGUUAGGCAGAGUGAGGCAACUUGUGGGGUGAAUAGCAGCAGCGUCCCUACCCCUGUUGUUCCUCUGAGCCAUUCACCUCUGUUAGAUGGCAGAGCUGUGGAUGCACAUGACCUGUUCUGCUAAACUAGCCUGCUGCCUCCACUGUGGUGGAGGAUACUAUUCCGUCACCAGGGAUUGUUGCCUUUUCAUGGUCUGGCUCAUGCUACAUGCUGCUAAAAACCCACUGGGCUUCUCUUGCAGGAACUGAUGAGCUUCCGAGGGGUAACCAGCGGAGACGUCAAUGUCGAAAUGGACGCCGCUCCCGGAAUUGACCUGACCAAGCUACUGAACGAGAUGAGAUCCCAGUAUGAGGAGCUCGCGGACAAGAACAGGAGAGAGGCAGAAGAGCAGUUCAACAAGCAGGCAAGGAUGGUUCUGAACUCCGCCUAAAACCUUAGGCGAUGGCCCGGUUAUCGAGCCCACUUAAUACUUCUUCUCCUUGGUCCUCCAGGUUGGAGCUCUGAGGCAGGAGAUAUCGGCCAACGUGGACCAGCUGAGCACGGGCAAGAGUGAAGUUACAGAUCUGAGGCGCACGCUGCAAGGCCUGGAACUGGAACUGCAGGCUCAGCUUGCCAUGGUAAGUGGAUCACAGCAGCAGGAGGAGUUCUUUCAGAGGGUUUGUGCUACAGCUGUGUACAUUAAGCUGCUUUCAAGAUCUCUCCCGUGGUAAGGAGGUAAGUCAUAGGAUCAUAGAGUUGGAAGGGACCCAAAGAGUCCAUGGAUGUACCUACACUCCCCCCUCCUAGAACACAGCAGUACAUUAUAAUGCUCAGUUUACUGGAGUCGCUUGAUAGGCACAGAAUAGAUGCCCAAAGAAUGAUUUCAACUUGAACUGCAACAAAACUGAACUGCAAGCUUUCGCUUUCCGUUAGAAACGCAAGCAAUCCUGCAAAAAGCGUCAUCGUUUGCGGGAAUUCGGAAUCCCAUCUAAGAGAAGAAGCAGUCGGACUCUUUUCCUCAUCCAUCUAUAUGCUACUAUUAUCCAGACUCUCAUUAUCACUUUGCAAGGGGGUGGAGCCUAUAAAUUUUCAUGGCAUUCCAGCGAGUGACAUUAUCGCUCCUGCUGGGGGUGGGGGGAGUCCCAAAGCUGCAUUCCCCCUGUUUUCCCCAUCCACCGCACCUCUGAAAUAUUGUGUUGUGUUCUUUAGAACCGGGCGUGCCAAUUCCCAUGUAGUGAGAGACGCCACCGUUUGGCACCGUAGCUUGUUUUGCAAGCCUUCCGGCAAAUACUGGAAUGGUAUUUCAGCACUCCUGCUGAGCUGAUCCAUAUAUUGAGCCAUCCCAAAGCAAUAAUGAGCCAUCAUCAUGUCAACAUGUGUAGGAGGAAAAGGAGAACGUUCGUCAGAGAAGUCACCUGGCUCAGAAUGCUGCAGCACAGUUGCCAACAGCAGAAGAGUUUGAACCUGAUAUCCCGCAUUUCACUCCCCUUAAGGAGUCUCAAAGCAGCUAACAAUCUCCUUUCCCUUCCCUCCCCCACAACAAACACUGUGUGAGGUGAGUGAGGCUGAGAGACUUCAGAGAAGUGUGACUAGCCCAAGGUCACCCAGCAGCUGCAUGUGGAGGAGCGGGGAAGCGAAUCCAGUUCACCAGAUUACGAGUCCACCACUCUUAACCACUACACCGCACUGGCUCUCAGCAGGGAGACCCUGUCUGCAUAGUGACGCCUCUGCUCAGAGGUCUGGACUGGUUGUCCAUCUGCUACCUGGCCAAGUUCAAGGUUUUAGCCCUUAGCAGCAUAUAUGCCCACUCAGUCGCUUCAAUCUGCAGAACUGACACGGUUACAGGUGCCACAUAUAAUACCCAUUCCACAGUGGUAAGAAAUUGAUCUUUUAGUGUGGAACUUUGGAACUCCCUGCCUAUUGACGCCAGACAGGUGUCUUCUCUGUAUUCUUUCUGUGACUAUGCUUAGGCAAAGCUAUCCAGACAUGUAGAAGUUACAUGUGUUUUAUCUCUGUCUAGCUGUUGUUGGUUUCAAACAACUUUUAAAAGUUUUAAAAUACUUGGGGGGGGGUUAGCAGUUUUUAUCAAGAAUUUCAAUGUUUUAUUUCAUCUUUUUGUAAGCCACUUAGAUGUUUUCUUGCCAUUGCAUUUGGGGUGCUUUGCGCAAUGUCUGCAGGAAAUGUAAUCUAGAUGCAAGAAGGGGGGGCACAUAAUUUGGGUUAUGUCUGCAGUUUACUUAGAAUUCCAUCCUAUACCCAUUUAUGUGAGAAUAAGCCCCAUUGAACCUAAUGGGAUCUACCUCUGAGCAAAUGUGUCUGGGGUUGCUGUGUUAGUCUUAUAAAUCUGCUGGCCUGUGUUAAAAAGAUACAGAAGCACAAAGCAAACAGUGUGGUGUAGUGGUUAAGAGCGGUAGACUUGUAAUCUGGUGAACUGGGUUUGCUUCCCCGCUCCUCCACAUGCAGCUGCUGGGUGACCUUGGGCUAGUCACACUUCUCUGACGUCUCUCAGCCCCACUCACCUCACAGAGUGUUUGUUGUGGGGGAGGAAGGGAAAGGAAAAUGUUAGCCACUUUGAGACUCCUUAGGGUAGUGAUAAAGAGAGAUAUCAAAUCCAAACUCUUCUUCUUCUCUUGGCUUUUGAAUCAUUCCAAAGAAGCAGAGUUCUCACAGGGCUGUUUCAAGUGGAAGUCACUGUGUGAGUGGAAGGACUUCCGUUUGCACAACAGAACUUCCCCUCCCUUUCCUCGCCAUAUUUUCACCCUGCACAUCCUCCCAAUCUGUUCUGGGGGUGUCCCCAACCCUCCAGAGCAGAGUUUGCAGGGGGGCAAUGCAGGAGAAGAGAUAGCAGAAAUUCCACCACACAAACAGACGUCAUUCCGCUUCCCCAAUGACUUUGGUGGAUAUAACAUUAUGCUAUUUAUUGGAUUCAACCCAUUUAUUGGAUUCAAACACAUGGGAGUGUUUAGAAUAAUCAUUUUCUUUACUGGAACUUCAUCUCUGUUAAUUCUGCUGCAUUUUUAUGCCCUUUUCUUUCUUCCUUCCUCUGCACCUUCGGAACAGAAACAAUCCCUGGAAGGCACUUUGGCGGAAACAGAACGAAAUUACUGCGACCAGCUUGCGCAAUUACAGGGUCAGAUUGCUGGCUUAGAGGAACAGCUUCUGCAGAUUCGGGCUGAGAUGGAGAACCAGAAUGCAGAAUACCAGCAGCUGUUAGGCAUCAAGACACGCCUGGAGAAGGAGAUAGAGACCUACCGCCGCCUACUGGACGGAGAAGGGGGGUAAGCGUUAGACAUGACAGAUAGCCAGAUCUGACUCAGAACCAAUUAUGAGGCCCUGUAGAUCUGACCAAAGGACAGUAGCUUCACAAUAGCAAUUUGCAUAAUAUGGAUGCAUUCACUUCUACUGUACUGAAUGGGAAACCUGCCAUUUGUUAAAUUAGACCAGAUUGCACUUGUAUUUAGAAAGCUUGCAGAGCUGGAGGUGAUUCUAAAUAUCUGCCUGUGCAAAAUGCAGAGGAAGACCUACGUUGGUCAAAAUUCGCACACCGACUUUCCAUAUUUGGUAGAAUCAAUGUGCGGGGUUGGAAUCUGGAUCGCACCUACUGGCCCCACCCUUCAAGCUCCAUGAGUUGAAUGGGAGGGCUGGUCUGCACAGAACCCACAUACACAGUGCAUUGAAGACAGUGCCAGCCCAUUCCAAUCCUCCCUCCACGUACUGAUUCUCAUCUGCUUAGGGCUAUAAAAAGAAAUGAUCUCCAUUACGCAUCUGAGCUGAUUAUAGAAGCCAACUCCUAGGAGUCAAGGUCCCUUCACGGCCCCCCUAAAAUAUUCGAGGGGCCACCAAAUUGAUGGGUAUUGCCAUUCAAAUGGUGUGUGCCCCCCACAUAUCAUGAUUGAUUAUGCAGGACGGGACUCUCCUGCCCCCCCCCAUAUUUUAUUCAAGUUGGCACCCCUGGAGCUGAUUAUCAUCACAUUAUAUUAUCUGACUGUAAUAAAUUGGUGGUCAUGUUUACAUUCUCUCUGAAAAAUGAUGCACAGUAUACCACUAAAAAAAACUUACAUUUUUUUCCUUGACAGUGGUUUUGGGUCUUACGGAUCUUCGAGCCACAGUAGUUCUAUGAGUUACGGAGGCUCUGGCAAAGGUAAUGACAGAUAUCUUUAUAUACAUUAAAAAUGCACAGCUGAAGAUCUGACUGCAAACUUCUCACCGAUGCAUAAAAGCACCCCCUCUUUCCCUGCCCGUUUCCCCCCUUGUGUCCCAAAUUUCCUUGCCUGACUCUUUCCCACAUUUCAACAAUACAUCGCCUCUCUUAGUCCCCCAAACUAUGCAAGGCUUUUCCAGUUCGCUCUUAGCAAAGCAGGUGAACUACAGCCCUUUCUUGUGGGUCCAUCUUUUCUUCAACUCUGUGUCCACAGCCCAAGCCAAUGUCACAUGGGGGACAUCUAUGGUCAGCAGUAACCAUAGACCACAAUGGCAAAACAUGUGGCUGUCAGGGAGGGCCAUGCAACCUGGGUGUAGCAGGAGGGAGGUGGCCACAGGCAUAGCCCCACUUCCCUGUUGAUGUGUGACAGUGUCCAUCAGUUACCUAGUCUUGGAGCCUCCCUGCUGACGCCAAUGUUGCUGCCGCUUACCUAGAUGGGGUUCAGGCAGUGCAAAAGCUAGUUCAGGGCUGCAUUGUUCCGAUCUGGUGCUCCUACAGGUGUGUCCACGUGGCUUCAACCACACAGCCCAACCCUGCUCCAUCCCUCCAUGUAAGCUGCAGUGACACCGGUGGCAGGAGGUCAACUUCCCCCCACCAAGAGCCUGCAAGGAGAAAGACAGUUGUGGAGAAGCAAUUUGGGGAACAGAAAAUGGGUGGGUAGGGAAGGUCGUCUUGCACCUCAAAUUCACUCCCAUCAACCCACAUUCUAGGGAAUUGGCAGCAACCCAGUUUUCCCAGUUGAGGAUGCAAAGUCAGGCCCUAUCUUGGGUGCUUGAUGAUUAUCUGCUUGUAUAAAAAUAGGAGCGUGAAAAGCAAUCAUGCAAAGCACGUCAAGGACCUGCUAUGAAGCCUUGUUCAAACACUAUGUUUUAAUUUUGCUUUCUUUCUUUAAAAAAAAAAAAUCCAGAGUCGACAAAAACAAGAAUGGUUAAGACGAUUGUGGAAGAAAUGGUUGAUGGCAGAGUCGUUUCGUCCCAGGUCAAAUCAGUCGAAGAGAAGCCAACUAAAUAACCAUCAAGAAUCCCUUUUUCCCAUGUCAUGGCAGAGCAGCAAGAAAGGAAGCCUUCAAGAGAAAUCAUUUCUUCUUUAGAAAAGCCUCUUUCUAGAAGUCCCUCACUUCUUUCCUCUCUUUUUUAAAACAAGUCAUCAAAGCGCAUUCUGAAAUCUUGAUUUCUUUUAGCUGUGGUAGUUCAAUAAACCUUUUUUUACUGUUUGCAUACC